UUCUAAAAGCAGCGUUUAGCUAUUCCUUCCCUCUGUUCUGAUUUUCUUUUUCUCAUUUUUCAAUUUUUGCCCUCAGCUUCAUCUUCUGCUUCUGUAACUUUCUUUCCAACCAUCUCUAGGUUUCCCUUUUUUGCCAUUGAUUGCAGAGGAGACAUAGAUAUUUCAUUGAUUGCAGAGGAGACAUAGAUAUUUCCGCUAAAAAAAACUUUCAAAAGCUCUCUCAUGGAAGGUCUUAUAUCAUGAUUUCUUAUUAUGGUUGCCUUUGGCUCGUUAGCUUGCUCAACCUUGUUUGGUGUUUCGUUCAGGCCUGGGAAUGCACUCCUGGAAAGGAAAUGGCAUGGAAUAUCUUAUCAUUGUUCACAACUUCUGGGAUGCUAUUCCUGGAAGUUAGCUUGUUGGCAUUUCUACUGCAAGGAAAUCAUGCUAGUGGGUUGCAAGCUUUGACACGGACAUUUGUUAUUUCAGGGCUUAUUGUUGGUUUGGACUUACUUCUCAAGGCUAUUUACCUAUUUGGAUUCGGUGUGCCCUUGUUCAUUGACAACUCUGAACAUCCACGUCAGAUAAAAUGGGGUUUGUGGGUUGUUCACAGGCUAGUGCUGACUGCUAUUUAUGGCUCCAUACUGUUUAUGUACCAUUCCAAGUGGAGAGAAAGACCUGCAUUCUACAAAUAUGUUGCCUUCAUGUUCGUCUUGAAUGCACUAGAACUGUUUGCUUGUGCACUAACUGGAAAUGGAGCUAGCUUUGGGUUUUGGUUGUACAGCGCCACAAUCGUUUGCUACCAUGCCUUUUACCUUCCUCUUCUGUAUAUUACUUUUCUAGCAGAUUUUUUUGAGGAGGAAGACAUGCAUAUAGAGAAUGUGUACUACUCAGAGAUGAAAGAUGCUGGUUUCUUUGAUGCUGACUGGGAGUAAGCAUCGAAUGAACUUUGAAUUAGUAGCUUCUCUAUACAUAAAGCUCUGUAAAUAUAAAGUGCAGUUCAGAUUGUAAAAUAUCUGCUCAAACGAAUGAUGGAUCUAUGUCUCAAUAUACCAGUAUUGUUGUGGGAACAAAUCCAAUAAUGUAGAAUGUGCUUUACCUAGAGCUUCUUCCUAAAGAUCAGUUAGCCCUUGAUUUUUUUUUCAGUAUGUACUAUGUGUUAUCAAGUAGAUUUGAAGUUUGAAUAUCUACAUCUAAAUUAUUUUCAUUUCCAA
Molecule: messenger RNA, 1190 nt
Organism: Gossypium raimondii (Peruvian cotton)
Lineage: Eukaryota; Viridiplantae; Streptophyta; Magnoliopsida; Malvales; Malvaceae
Product: protein CANDIDATE G-PROTEIN COUPLED RECEPTOR 2-like
Exons: 7
Coding region: 240-911 (223 amino acids)
Biological process (GO): G protein-coupled receptor signaling pathway
Cellular component (GO): plasma membrane
Molecular function (GO): G protein-coupled receptor activity
Source: RefSeq, a predicted model, not a curated record